Melanotaenia boesemani (Boeseman's rainbowfish) is the source of this 3307-nucleotide messenger RNA. RefSeq names its product scavenger receptor class A, member 3 (gene scara3). Bases 380 to 2206 code for a protein of 608 amino acids. The transcript has 13 exons. The record is from RefSeq and is a predicted model, not a curated record. Lineage: Eukaryota; Metazoa; Chordata; Actinopteri; Atheriniformes; Melanotaeniidae.
CCCUUCUCAAAGUAGCACAUGGUUUCUGUCUGAGGAGGUUUAGCGUUCUUGGGCUGCAUGAGAGAGGGAGGAUGCCACAGAGCUGCAUGCAAACACAUGUUCAAAAGUGAAACAUUGAGCAGUUUUCUGCAGAAAUGUCAGAAAUUUAUUAACUGAGAUUAUCCUAAUACCAAUUUUUUGUUUGUUUUUCUUGGGAUGCUGAGAUGUUUUGUAUUUUUGCCAUAUUGGAUGAGAGAUCUGGUGACAGUUGGAGCACGGACUAACAGCUUUUUUUUGUGGGAAAAAACGUUGAAGAAGACUUCAUCAUCAUCUCCACCAUCCGCCUAAGGAUAGGGAAACUGGACCAGCAUCUCCAUACAGGAUUCUGGAGUCAGAAAUCAUGAAAGAUAUCUAUGGUGGAUUCGAGAACCAGCUUUUCAAAGACGAGGAUUUCACUGCAGAGGAGGAGGAGAUGCCCUCAUUCAGAGGUCGUACUAGAGGUGGCUGUGUGAGAUGCCAGCAGAGCCAGUCUCUCCAGCUGGCAGUCAAAGUGCUCUAUGGAUUUGUUGCUUUCCUCAUCAUUACUGUUGCAGUGUUGGCUUCACUUGUGUUCAAAAAGGUGGACAACUUGUCUGAGGAAGAAUUAGUCUACCACAAGAAGAUCACCAAAGUUGAGCAAGGAAUAACGGAUCUGAGGUCCACAUCUAACUGUUCAGGCUGCCUGGAUGCAGCAUUUUAUAGUGAGGAGAUCAGCAGGCUAAAAGGAGAGUUUGAAGACAUCCAGAAAAUGAUACUGGGACAAGAACAGGUACUGGACCAAAACUCCCAAACACAGGCCACCAUAAAGUCCACCAGCAACCAGCUGAUGCGGGAAGUCCAAAACCAUCUCGUGUCGAUCAAACUUCUUAACCAGUCCCUGGAAAGGUACCUGGAUCGGGUGGAUGGCUGGAAGGAGGUGAUUGAGGAAACUGAGGAGAAGAUGAAAACGCUGACUGAGGAUCAGUAUGACAUCAAAGCAACAGCCCAGCAAAUUAACACAACAGUGGCGCUCAGCACAAUGUGGAUUGAUGCCCUGCAGAGAAAAGCUGAUGAGGACAAUUUGGUUCUCCAGAAGUUAACCACUGACUGGCAGAACUACAGUCGAGUUAUUGGAGCAAUGAAAUCCAACACAAGCAGCAAUUCACAGACCAUGCGUUUCCUCCAGAACAGCAUCAUGAUAGAUCGACAGAGAAUCGCCAUGUCCACUGAAGUGUUAUACGACCUCACACACCAGGUUAUGAACCUCCAGAUGCAGCUCGACAAUGUGACGUCUUUCAUGGAUGAACACGAAGAGAACAUGCAUGACCUUAACUACCAUUCCAGGUAUUACGAGAACCGGACAGGUGAGCGCUUCUCUGCCUUGGACAGUCGUCUGAACUCCAUCGAGAUGGAGAUUGACACCAUUUCCUCAAGCAUCAACGCCACUGUCAGCCAUGUUCAAAGCAUGUACAAGUACAUCAACAUCGAGAGCUCAUCUUGUCAUUCUCGCCUGAGCAGACACACAGAAGAUCUACAGAACAUGAACAACACGGUCUUGUUACUCCUCCACUUAGCCGACACGCUGAGGCAGCAGAACAUGGUGCUGAAUGUCCGACUGGAUAUGGAUGUGAGAAACUUGUCUAUGGUGAUGGAGGAGAUGAAGCUUGUUGAUGUUUUUCACACACAGCUCAUAGGCAACUUCACUAUACUAAAAGGUGCUCCUGGACCACCUGGGCCAAAAGGGAGCCGUGGUGAGGCUGGCUCUAAAGGCCCCAUAGGACUGAAUGGCAGCAAAGGGGACAGAGGUCCCAUAGGAGGCCGUGGAUCUGUUGGGGAGAAGGGUUCUCCUGGCCCCAAAGGAGCACAGGGUGAAGCAGGGCCUAGUGGCAACAGAGGGGCACCAGGUAUCAAAGGAGCCAAGGGUUCAAUUGGUCAACCGGGGGCCAAAGGUGAAAGAGGCCAGAAAGGUGAUAUGGGGUCUUCUGGUAAAGAUGGAGGACCAGGACCAGCAGGGCCUCAAGGGAUCCAGGGCCAGGCAGGACUCCCAGGGAUCAUUGGGCCACCAGGACCAAGAGGAAAAACAGGGCCAGCAGGGCCACCAGGACCACCGGGCACCCCUGGACCCCCUGGUUUGCCAUACAUUCACGACCGCACCCAUAUCCCUCAGCAGCGAACUGUUACACCUGCUGCUGGCUCAAAGAGACAGUAGAGAGAAACACAGAGUCAGAGAUGAUUUGUUUGUUGUAAAGAAGCUGAAGAAUUGUGAUUAGACAAGAAAUCAAAGAAUUUCAAUCAUUGUGAUUGGAAACACAAAUGUCCUUUUCUACGGGAUUAUACAAAACAAACAAGACCUUUAUGAGCAAAUGUAACAAAUAAAAUUCAAGAUGGAAGUUAAAAGAAAACAUUUUGGAUGAAACAACAUGCUAACAUGAAAUAAAAUGAAAGAAAAAGCCUGAAACAUAAGAGGACAUAAUUGUCCUAAAAGACUGAUGUGUUGAUAGGUAAUGGAAGUCCUACAAGGCUGCAAAUGGACUGUGUUUGGACCAUCUUUGAACUCUUUAUAGUAGUGGUCUUAAUCCAAAAUAUGUAUAUGAACCUGCUCACAUAGAAUUUGAAAUAUUGAUAUUAACUGUACAGAGCACAAUUAGGAAUUAGAUAAUGAGAUUAACCGGAAUAUAGAACCAUUUUUCUUUUAACUUGUUUGUUCAGUGAACUGGAAGCAAAGAACGUUAUUGAUGACCUCCUGGGAGCUUAAUAAAUAAGAGGGCUGUUAACCAAAAAUUAGGACUUGAAUAAGUGUGUUUUCUGUCCAGACUGCAAAAACAUUUACAGUCCUGUGCACUACGUAACGUUUUACAUAAAAAAAAAAAAAGGUCCUCUUUUUUUGUUUUUAAAUGCAUCAUGUUUCUAACACAUCUCCAAGAAAGGCACUUUACUGAUUCUUAAAGUGUAACAGGUUAAGCUAGUUGUCAGAGCAGGCACUCUGAAGACUUCCCAUCUACUAGACCUGUGUGUGGUUACAGCUGCAGAAUUAAUAUUUGAUCCGAUUUCUGUUUAAGAAAACUCACAAAACUAUUAGAGUGAAUUAAAAGGAAAAAUACAAAGUUAAUCUUUGUUUCGUCUGCAGUCAACUGUGAUAGUACAGUAAUAACUCUAGUAAGCGUUUGGGUUUUAUGAUGCACUAAUAACCAUUUUUAUCUCAACGUAAAAGUUUUCCAAAUGGAACACACAUUUUUUGUAAACCUGGUUGUUGUAAUGAAAUGCGACUGGCUUGCAUUGAACUUCAAUAAAUGCUCUUUUUUCAAUCAUA